AGUAAUAAUCUCGUAUGUGGGGAAAAGGUUCACUACCGUUUCGGGGAAACGCGAUGACUGAAAACGUAUCUGAAGGCAGUUGCUGGUGUCUUGGUAACUGCAGGAAGCAAGCUGAUAUGGACACACAGAUGAGGCAGCGAGUUUUUACAGGAGUCGUCACUCAGCUGCAAGACCACCAUGGGAUGGUAGACCAGGAGGUGCGCUUCCCUAUGAGUGUUGUAGUGGGGCGUGUGCCCUUGCUUGGCGAGAAGGUGCUGGUGAAAGCAGUGCAGGAUCCGUUGCAGCCUGUCAGCUGGACGGCCCAAAGAGUGCAGGCUCUUAAUGGACAGCCAUUCAAGUCUCCUCCUCCACUGCUACCCUCCAUGUCUACAAACAUGAAGCCAGGAAUUUUGGGAAACAAACCUCAACCACUGCUGAAAUCCCCCAAAAUUCCUCCACUCAUUCCUAGUAUGCAAUCAAAUCCAGGUGGUAUGCACCAGAUGCCCCAUCACCAGCAGCUGCCCUGGACUCCUCCAUUUGAUGGUUGGGGUGUGGGAAACAGGAAGAGACACAACGAGGUGGUAGGAGGGCGAAGAGGUGGACGCUGGGAGGAGGGCGGGACUCCUUGGUCAAGCGACAGCACACACCUGAAGAGGAGGCGGUGGAGAGCCCCGGCCGAGGAGGAGAUGCCGAGGAGGAGCAGCUCUGUGGUCAGCCAGAGUGCUCCCCUCUUCUCCCGCUUCCCGCGAGACAGCCAGGCCUGCGGCACCCUGGAGCUGCGGCGGCGCUACCCACACCUGCACGCCCCUGCCACGCUCUUCCACCUGCAGCUCUGCUGGCCGGAGUCCUUCCCCCCUCGGCAGCCCCUGCCGCUCGCCAGGUCCUGCCUCUAUCACAUGGGCCCCAGCCAGCCCCCGGGGGACACCACCGCCCCCAAAUCAGACCGUGAUGACACCUCAUUCUCUGUUAAGGUGAUGCUCCUGUCCAUGCCUGGUAUGGAGGACUUCUACGCUCAGUGUUGCAGCGGUACAGAGGAUGGCCAGGCACAUGGGGACACGGUACAUCCCACGACACUGUUUAAGUUUCUGUUAUUGGAGAGGAAUGGGGAGCUGGAGCUCCCUGGAGGUCUGUGGUCUUCCAAGGUGGAUGGGUCCAGCCCAGGCAAGGACAGCAGCGCUCUUCUGCGCACUGCAGUCCGCUGCGUGAAGGAGCAGACUGCUCUGGACCUUACAGCCUGCACGCAAUGGCACAAAAUGGCUGAACUCAGGCUGCUGUCUGGCGAUAAAAUGGAGACCGUUGUGAUCUUCAUGCCAGAUGUGUGGAAUCUAGUACAGACGGCGGAGGAGUGGGCCAAGUCACGCGAGGAGCAGAAGGCUGACGAGCCUCCCCUCCCCGACACGCCCGCCCUGGUUGUCCAGCCCUCUGCAGGCCUGGGUCUUUCCGUCAUCUCCCUCUCAUCUUUGCUGGGACCACAGAGCUCCCCAACCUGUGGUACAUUCGAGGUGUGUUUGGCCAGUGAGCUGUUUAGUGAGAUGCUCCAGAGGGAUUUUGGACUACAGCUGUACCACUCACUCUGCAGCCUGCCUCAGGGUCCUAGCGCACCCCGUCUUAACACCAAGCUGGAGGAGAAUGACGCUCCCCUGAAAGACGAGCCGGAUAAGGCAGACAAGCAGGCGAAAAAAAAAGCGAGUGAUGAUGGAAAAAAGAAGACAAAAGAGGAGUGUCAAGAGGGGGAGGAGGUCAUUGUGAAGGAGGAGCUGGACCAGCCUGAGUGCCACACAGAGAACCGGAGGGAGAGCAAGAGCCAAGAAGGAGGCGAUGAAGAUUUGGCCAGUGGGAUAUCAGACAGUCCGUCGCUCAAGGACAAUGAUGGCCCCCUGGGCCAGUGUGAAGAGCUUCCUCGCAAGGUGCUCCUCUCCUGGGUGUUUUUCGACCGACUGCUCAUAGGCCACCUAAGAGAACAGGACAUGCAGGAUAUACUGCUGUCCCUCGGACUCUACCUCGCUCCAGCUCAGGCACAAAAUCUAGUGAGAAAGGCAUCAGUUGGUGGACGGUGUCUGUACCGCAAGCUUUGCUCUCGUUGGGUAGACCCAGACGAGGUUGACCGUGACCUCAGUGCUGAGGGCAACAAAGGCUUGCUACCUGGCACGCCCACCAAGGAGAGGGGCUCGACUCGCCGGUCUACGGGCAGCAUGAACUCAGACGUGGUCGCCUACAAGGGGAGCAUCCUGAAUGUGCCCAACCUGCUGCAGUCCCUCGAGAGCAGCAAAGCUGCACAGCACGAGCUGGAGCGACAGCUGGCCAGCCUGCAGGCCCGACUCGAGGCAGCCGAGGCAAAGCGAGUUUCUCAGCAACAGGAGCAGCUGAAGAGCAGCCUGGAGGAAGCAGAAUCCCUCAACAGGACCUAUGAGAAGAGUCUGAAGGAGAACGCAGGUCACAUGCUCGCUGUCAUCGAAAAGAUGCAGAUGAUGAUCGAUCAGACGACACUCCUUACAAGAGCAAAGGAGGUGAAAGAGGUCCAGGACUGACUGUCUGCUCAUGUGCCACAGUAGUCAAGAACCGUUUUGGCAUUUCUCAGUCUGCAUUUCUUUGUCAUCUUAAGCUCCAUAUACACGUGGAGUAUAAAUGGGACUGUGUAGUUCAAUAUUAAAAAUGUCAAUGCUCAACACCAGCUUCAGUUCAGAGGCAAGGUCUGAAAGAUUUUUGUGUGAAAACGUUUGGUUUCUGAUAGAACUUGCCCAAAUGGGUAACUUUACCCUCUGUGGAUAGCAUGAAACUUGAUGUUGGAGUUCUGUGAUUUCCUUUAUAUUAUUAUUUAUUUUAUUUUUAAAUAUAGAAAGAGGGGAGGAUGUUAUUAAAAUGCAAUUUUGGAUACUA
Electrophorus electricus (electric eel) is the source of this 2856-nucleotide messenger RNA. It is a transcript of the gene ccar2, whose product is annotated as cell cycle and apoptosis regulator 2. Gene Ontology annotation, cellular component: nucleus. NCBI's taxonomy places the organism in Eukaryota, Metazoa, Chordata, Actinopteri, Gymnotiformes, Gymnotidae. The record is from RefSeq and is a predicted model, not a curated record. Gene Ontology annotation, biological process: regulation of DNA-templated transcription.